Molecule: messenger RNA, 5952 nt
Organism: Aphis gossypii (cotton aphid)
Lineage: Eukaryota; Metazoa; Arthropoda; Insecta; Hemiptera; Aphididae
Product: regulator of G-protein signaling 11
Exons: 16
Coding region: 846-3296 (816 amino acids)
Biological process (GO): intracellular signal transduction; regulation of G protein-coupled receptor signaling pathway; G protein-coupled receptor signaling pathway
Source: RefSeq, a predicted model, not a curated record
CGCCCAGAAGCAGCUCAGUCGCCGAGCGAACGAUGGCCGAGUGAGCGCGCCUAACGCGGCCCCCCAAAAACAAAACAAAAAAAAAAAACGUUCGUAGAAACGUCGUAUAUUAUAUAUUAUACCGAGCGCGCGCGUCUGUCCGUCUGUUCCGUCCGUCCGUCCGGCUGGCCGGCUGCCUUGUCGCGCCCUCCCCUCGCCGUCGCGCGCGCGAGAGUGUGUGAACCGCCUCCGCCCAUGGUGUUGUACCGCCGUCGUCGCCGUCGCCGCCGCCGUCGUCACACUCAGGUCGCAUUCGUUAAUUGAUUUUUUUUCUUUUCUCUUAUAUUAUUAUAAUAUUCGCUUUCGGGCGCGCACGCCGCCGAUCGAAAACAAUCAGUAGAAAAAAAAAACAAAAAAACAAAAACCUUCGCCGGGCCACGUGCAGAUAAUAUACACACCGCACGGUUGACAUAUACCAAAGUCGUCGUAUAUCAUAACGUCCGCGCGAUAACGGGUGCACUCGCGAGCGGCGUUCGCCCGAGAUGACCAUCACCGCCGCCGGAUGAACGGUGUCGCGGGCGGCGGACGCGCUCGAUCGUAACGCCAAACUAGUCGUAGGCGCUGCAGCCACCGACCGGCGAGCGCGACAUCGUCGUCGUACACAGUCGAUCGCGUAGAGACACAGCCCUGGAUUCCAAUUUUCAUGGCUUAAGUUUUAAGUGGCCUCGGAAAAUGUUGAGGAAUUGUUUUUUCGAUCAAAUGAACGGGUAACGAGUGUCCAAAACAAUGAGGGGGCGGGGCCAGAGACCGAUGGAGCCAGGGUAAGUGACGUAUUUACGCGACCCAGCCCCCCCGCCCCCAACAACAUGGAUAAAUCGGAUCGCAGACGCAGGCCUUUUGCCUUUGACAAGAUGGAGGGGCUGGUCAGAGAAAUGAAAGACGAAGAGACUGGGGUGCGUGUAAAAAGUCAAAAGUUAUUUCUCACUUCGAUCCCUUCUGCUUUUGCCGGUUAUAACAUAAUUGAAUGGCUAAUGGACCGUUUAACUGUCGACGAAACUGAAGCGGUCCAUAUAGCCAAUAUGUUAUGUCAAUACGGAUACUUCUUUCCCGUAAACGACUCAAAAACUCUUACUCUAAAAGAUGACAGUUCUCUGUACAGAUUCCAAAUUCCCUAUUAUUGGCCAUGUUCACAAAAGAAUCCCGAUAACGUAGAAUAUGCGAUAUACCUAUCAAAAAGACUGCUGAGAAACAAACAACGACAUGCCUUGGAAGAUUAUGAAAUGGACUCAUUGAACAGUCUGAAAAAAAAUCUACAAAACAAAUGGGAAUUUAUCACGAUGCAAGCUGAAGAACAAGUGCGGUUGAGUAAAGAUAGGAAAAAAGGGGAGAAAAUAGUGACUGAUAGUCAAGAAAGGGCAUUUUGGAGGGUACAUCGACCUCCUCCAGGAUGUGUCAGCGUUAUGGAACAAAUACCGAUAAAGAUUGGUGGCAGUUUUUCAACCAAAAAGAAAAGAAGUUCUGAAGAUCUCCGGAGAGAAGUCGAAUUGUUAAGAAAUUGUAUAGGGAGAACAAGAGUUAAAACGUCAGUAGCUUUGGACGGUCUAGUUUCAUUCGGUGAGACGUAUCAUGAAUUCGAUCCAUUACUCACAGGAGCUCAGCCAUCAAACCCUUGGGUAACGGACGACCCAACAUUUUGGACGUAUAAUUGCCCAAUGGUCGAAUCCAUAACCGAAAAGCGCGUAAAACGUUGGGCUCUAUCAAUGGAAGAUUUAGUGUCCGAUGCAACGGGUCUCUAUGAGUUUACAAAUUAUCUCCGGAAAGAAUACAGCCACGAAAACAUUAGAUUUUGGUUAGCAGUCAACGAUUUGAAACGAAGUUGUCAGUCACAAAUCCUGCAAAGAGUCAAAGAAAUAUAUGAUGAGUUUCUAGCGCCCGGUGCUCCAUGUGAAAUCAAUAUAGACGGCAAGACGAUGGAACGAACACAUAAAGAAAUGAAAAACCCGUCGAGAUUUACGUUUGACGGUGCUGCGGAACACGUGUAUACAUUACUCUUGAAAAAAGACUGUUAUCCUAGAUUCAUAAGGUCGGAGCAUUACAAAAACCUGCUCGCUAAUGGAGUCCAACCAUUGGCUAAACGAAGAUUUUUCGGGCUGGUCGGCGGCGCUGCCAACAAAAAGGCAGAUUGCAAAGAACGCGUAAGAAGCACUGCAGGGUGUUCGAGCACACAGGGUACGUCAUCGUCUUCGGUCUUACAAGCAAAUCAAUCGUCAUCGUGUAGCAGCGCAAAGCGAAGGGGCAGCGACAGGAGCCUGACUAGCUCACCACACGAGCUUCCAAUAAAUGCUGUUAAAGUCUCGCAAUCCCAUAGUCAAUCUAAUCUCAGUGACAUACCCUAUAGGGGAGAUUUACCUUGCACACCUUCCUCUCCAAGUUCCAACCAAGAUAACCUUAGCGGAGGCGCGGACGAGUGCGGCGGCGAACCGCUGCAGCAGCCACCCGCGAUGAUGGCGGACGACGUGUGUCCGUGGGACUUGGCGGCCGACGGCGGCGGUGACAAGAACAAGCGGCCGCUGCCGAUGUCCAUAGCCGAAGAACGCGAGCGCCGGAUGUCCACGUCGUCGUCGCGCAAAAACUCGGGCAGCGCGGCGUACGACUCGGCGGCGAGCGCGGACGAGAGCCAAUCCGACUCGGUGGCCAGCCGUCUGCGGCGGAGUUGCGGUCUGGGCGGCGGCGGCGGCGGUAGCGUGGACAGGCGCCGCGGGUCGUCGGCCGCGUGCACGCCGCAACAGACGGUCGACCGGCCGUCGGUGUCGUCGGCCGAGGACUUUGACAUCGGACCGUCGCCCGAGAGCAGGUCGCCCGAAAAGCAGCUGCCGACGUCGCCGCACGAGCCGGCCGGCACCGCUUCGCUGGACGACAAGUCCAACCGGAAGAAGCUGAUGAAGUCGCUGUCGUUGGCGAGGAAACAGAGCGUGACGCCCGUCAUUAACGUCAGCUCCGUGGACAGGGACAACGGGUGCGACCGAACCGCCGAGGACGUGCAGGUAGACGAAACGGCGGCCGCGGUAGCCGAGUGCGUCAUCUCGACCGGAAGUACGACGGUGCCCGGUAGCGGAGGCGGCCACACGCCCGGUAGCGGAGGCGGCCACACACCGGAACCCGUAGCCAGUUGCAGCGGAUCGGAAGCGGCCGCGACGACUGCGACUGCAGCCGCGUCCAUCAGCGACGGUAACGACGUGUGUCCGUGGGAAGACGAACACAACCAAGAUAAAGGCGGCCGAUUUUUAAAGGUAUACGAAACCUACGGUUUUCUGUGAAUACGUUCUCCGCCAACGCACAUUCCAAAUUCUAUUAUGUGUUGUGUAAAUAUAGGCAUACAUUAUACUACUUCACGUAUAUUAUAUACAUAUAUAGUAUAAAUAUAUAUAUAUAUUAUAUAAUAAUAGCGUUCUACCUUAAUAUAUAAAUUCUUAUAUUUAUUCAUCGCCAAACGAAUGUUAUUUUUUUUUAUAUUUAUUUAUGCGUGAUAAAAUAUGUAAAACUCAAUAAAAAUAAAACCCGGUCGAAUUUUUCAGACUCGGUCUGUACGUUCAAUGUUUGUUUAGUUUGUAAUAUUUAUUAUAUAUUAUAUUCCGACGAUAACUGUAAUUUUUAAAAUGUAAUAAUUAUUAAUUAUAAUAUUAAUACAAAUUAUGCGAUCGUAAAAGUAUUAAUAAUGCAAUAAGCAUUUUAUUAAAAUGCUAUACAAGAUAUGCCACGACGCGAAUAUAUAAGUGUAUAACACACAACCGAUAGUGAUUUAUUUGGUUUUUAUAUAUAUUAUAUAAUAUAACAAAAUAUGUACCUAUAUAUAAAUAUAUAAGUAACAGCUAUAACGUAUGUAUUUUAUAAUUAAGCCAAUAAUAAUUAGUUACGAAUUGUAUAUUAUCUAAUAAUUUUUUUUUUUAGUAUACUUUUUUCGAAAUAAACAAUUUUAUUGAUUUACUAAAUAAUAAACGAUUACGUGUACAGCAAUAUCACAAUUUAUUCUAAUAAAUUUAAUUCAAUUUUAUAAUACAGUAGGUUCUUAUUAUGUCAAACGUCUGUAGCUCGAACAUUUCGUGUUAUCUUAAAUUAAAUUGAAGUCUCUUUAAAAUUACCAUCACACUAAAAUACCAUUAUUACAAAACGUUAUUCUUUUUCCGUUCUGUUCUCUUUGACAUUUGACAUAAUGAGAGUUUACUAUAUUAGUGUAUUCAAUUAACGUAAUAUAUAAUAAUGUCAUCAAAUUUCAAUACAUUAUUUUCAAACAAUUUUAUCUGGUACUUGUUUGUAAUAAAUUCAUUUUUUUAUUCAUAAAUAACUAAAACUAGACAAUAUAAAAAUAAGAGUAAAAAAUGUUAAUCCCUAACCGAAAAUAACGAUGAUAUUUAUAUAAAGCACAUAAUUAUCAAUACAAGUAAUGAAAAAGUAACCAAUUAUGUUUAGUACCUAAUACCUAAUACGAUUAUAACCUUCACAAACGGUAUCGACUAUGCAUUUAUGAACCAUAAUACGAUAAUAUAAUGGACAAACAUAGAUAACGACCAAAUAAAAGUUUUAAAUUCUCAAACGUAGUCUAGCUAUAAUAAAACCAAAAACUAGGUACAGUUGAGGUUGAGUAUAGAGCCCUACUCAUUUCAACUCUACUUAGUUUUAUAUUAUAUCCACUUAUUUGACAAACUCAAACGCAAAAACGGUUUAAAUUUUAUAUUAUAACCAUGCUUUUCAUAUUAAAUUAUUGUAUUAUAAUCUUGGUGUUAUUAAAUGUUUUGUCACGUUUUACGAGAAAAAAAAUCAUGGGGAAUUAAAUUAUUAUAGAUAAACUAGAUUAUAUUUUACACUAAUCGCGAAACUCACCCAAUAUUAUAUUAUUAUACUCUCUUACACUAAGUUUUGGCUUAUAUUAUCCAAAGUGAUUUAUUAUAUUCUAUCUGAUAUACUUGAUAAUUAGAUUUUUAGAUUUAUAUUAUUAAUACUUUAACAAUUAAGCGUAUGUUAUUAUAUAUCAUAAUAAUCUACUUUUUAAUAUAUUAAUAAUAGAUAUAUCCAAAUAUUAACAUAUUAAUGUGUUAAUAAUACGAAUAUUUUGGAUCUACGUACAUUAUGUAUUUAAUUAAGUUAUAAGAAUUAAUAUUAAAUUAUAGGUAGUAAAUUAUUAUAUAGUAUUUGUGUUGGAGUUUGUCAAAAAAUAAACUAUUUCCAUAUAAAGUAAAUCAAACUUUAAUAUUUUUCCAUUACAAUAUAAAAUAAAACUUUUCUUGUACGAACUUAUUUUGUUACGAUUUCAUACAAUUACAUGUAUUUUAAACUAAUUUCUUAAAAAAAAAAAAAAAUGAAUUAUACAUUUGAGUACCAGAGUUAAGAUUUCAUGAAUUUGUGAAUAUAAUAAUCUGUAAAAAAAAAAUUGACUUAUUUAUUAAAUAUUUUGUUUACUAGUUAAACGGUUUUUAUUUAGUAAAUGUAAGUGCAAAUAUUUUAUUAAAUACUAUAAUUUAAGUUAAAAUUGUGAUAAAUUGUUUAUGGGAUUUUUAAAAUUUAUGUAAUAGUUCAUAGAAAUAAAUAACGCAUUUAUACCGAAUAAAAGAUAUUAUAUUAUAAAAUACAAAUUUUUGUAAUGCGCAUACCAAUGGUUUUAAAUGUAUUUGUAGACACAAAAUUGUGGUUGUUCAAUAAAUGUAAAUUUAAAACUUAAACAAAUCGUAAUAUGCACAAAUUACAUAGAUAUGUUACUUAGGUUGCAUAUCUUGAUAUAAUCGUCAAGUAUACAACGACGUUCUAUACGAAGUUUUAAAUAGCCUAUAUACUAUUUAGGAGAAAAUAUAUUUUAUUUUAGUUUACAUAAUAUUUAUUAAUGUCUUAAAUUUAGUUAAGAUAGUGAUCAUAGUUUGUAGGUAUAAUAACAUAUUGUACCUAUAAUUACCUUAUUAAAUAAAUUACAUAAUAUAUUGUGAA